This is a messenger RNA of Aspergillus novofumigatus IBT 16806, 1233 nucleotides long. Its product is annotated as putative pyridine nucleotide-disulfide oxidoreductase AMID-like. The record is from RefSeq and is a predicted model, not a curated record. NCBI's taxonomy places the organism in Eukaryota, Fungi, Ascomycota, Eurotiomycetes, Eurotiales, Aspergillaceae. The transcript is spliced from 6 exons. The coding region runs from base 1 to 1233 and encodes 410 amino acids. Gene Ontology annotation, cellular component: cytoplasm. Gene Ontology annotation, molecular function: flavin adenine dinucleotide binding; electron-transferring-flavoprotein dehydrogenase activity.
AUGCCAUCAAACGAACACCUCAUCUCACUCGCGCGUCGCUUCCGUGUCCUCAUCGCAGGCGCCUCCUACGGCGGCCUCAGCGCAGCCCUCACCCUCCUUGACCUCUCCCGCGGCCAAGCCUCCCGCUUCAACUACGACUCGGAGAUCAAACCACCUCAACACCACAUCCCAGUAGACAUCACGCUGGUAGACGAGAAAGACGGAUUCUACCAUCUGAUCGGCUCCCCACGAGCGCUGGUAGACGAGCAAUUCGCCUCAGACACGUGGACGCGUUUCUCGGAUAUCAAGGCUCUCCAGUCGCCGCAUGUGCGCUUUAUCCGGGGAGUUAAGACGGCAACGAUCCUUGACUCGGUGGUGGGGACGAGCAGGGAAGAAGGGUAUGACUUUUUCAUAGCGGGGACGGGGCUGCGAAGGGUGUUUCCUACUGUUCCACAGAGUCGAACGCGAGAGGAGUUUCUGGCGGAGGUGAGGGAGAAUACUGCCGAUGUGGUGAAUGCGCGGCAGGGGGUGGUCGUUGUUGGUGGAGGCGCCGUGGGAACGGAAAUGGCGACGGAAAUCAAACUGCUUUAUCCUCAGCUGCCUGUUACGCUGAUACACUCGCGUGAGCGUCUUCUCUCUGCUGAGCCUCUGCCGGACGACUUCAAGGACCGUGUCGGGGCGGUCAUUCGUGAGACGGGCGUUGAGCUCAUCCUGGGGCAGCGCGUUAUCGAUACCAUUGCGGUAGAGGAGAAGACGGGACGAGUCUGGAGUCUGACGCUGGCGGAUGGUCGUGUCAUUAAGGCGGGUCAUGUCCUCAGUGCGGUUUCCCGGUGCGGGCCUACCUCGUCGUAUCUGCCACCUCAGAUCUUGGAUGAGGAGGGCCAUGUCAGAAUUCAGCCAUCGCUGCAAUUCCCGUCGACUGUACCAAAUGCGAGCCACCACUUUGCCAUCGGCGACCUGGCCGCCUGGUCCGGUGUCAAACGUUGCGGUGCCGCGAUGCACAUGGGCCACUAUGCGGGAUACAAUAUCCACCAGUUGAUGCUGGCCGAGUGCAUCGCCUCGAAGCCUACCUUUCAUGAAUUACAGGAGAUUCCGCCCAUGAUCGGGCUGUGUCUCGGUAAGACGGCUGUCUCGUAUCACCCGGUGGACGGCGUCAAGGAGGGCGAGGAUAUUCUGGCGUCCAUGUUCGGGGAUGAUAUGGCGUACAAAGUGUGCUGGAAUUAUAUGCGGCUGUCGGAGCCAUGGCAUGUCUAG